Messenger RNA from Phlebotomus papatasi, 1265 nucleotides. It is a transcript of the gene Catsup, whose product is annotated as protein catecholamines up. The record is from RefSeq and is a predicted model, not a curated record. Gene Ontology annotation, cellular component: membrane. Gene Ontology annotation, biological process: zinc ion transmembrane transport; intracellular zinc ion homeostasis. Lineage: Eukaryota; Metazoa; Arthropoda; Insecta; Diptera; Psychodidae. The transcript has 2 exons. Gene Ontology annotation, molecular function: zinc ion transmembrane transporter activity. Bases 74 to 1216 code for a protein of 380 amino acids.
GCGUGCCGAUGGUGUUUUGUGAUAAAAGACAAAGUUGAGAUUUGUGCCCAAAAAGCCCAGUGUUGUAUCCACAAUGGAGAUGAAGAGUGCAGUUAGGGUUGAUGGGGAGUCACCCAGGAGAUCCUACAGGCGCAUCAUAGCCAUUUGUCUCAUCGUUAUUGUUAUAUUUUUCACCCUUCCGACCCUCUGUGGAGCACAUGGCCACGAUCAUGAUCACGAAGAGCCCAGUUUUAAGUACUCCCGGGAGGCCAAUGAGCCCCCAAGUCACCAACAUCACCAUGACCAUCAUCACGACCACGGGAACCACCGUGGAAAGCCAGAGGCAGCUGGUAGUUCAAUGGAUGUCUGGAUCCAUUCACUGUCGUCCACGCUGCUGAUCAGUGCAGCACCCUUCUUAAUACUGUACUUCAUUCCACUGGACAAUACGGAGGCCAUGCAGCCACGGUUAAAGAUGCUGCUGGCAUUUGCUUCAGGGGGACUCCUGGGAGAUGCCUUCCUGCACCUCAUUCCUCAUGCUACUGUAUCUCAGGAUCAUGGACAUGGGCAUGGGCACAGCCAUGGGGAAGGUGAGCAUGGUCAUAGUCAUGAUAUGAGUGUGGGAUUGUGGGUUUUGGCGGGGAUUAUUGCCUUCCUGGCUGUCGAAAAGGCAGUGCGACUGAUGCGUGGAGGCCAUGGGCACAGUCACGGAGAGCCCAAGGAGACCGAGAAGCUGACGAAAAAGGACGAGAAGAAGAAGGCUAAGGCUCAGAAGCCCAAGAAGGAGGACAUCCAAAUUGCCGGAUACCUCAAUUUAGCUGCAGAUUUUACCCACAAUUUCACCGAUGGACUAGCCAUUGGGGCAUCUUACUUGGCAGGAAGUGGCAUUGGUCUGGUAACCACCAUCACAAUUCUCCUGCACGAAGUGCCCCAUGAAAUUGGAGACUUUGCCAUUCUGGUCAAGAGUGGCUGCUCCAAGAAACGUGCAAUGAUGCUUCAGCUGGUAACUGCCCUCGGAGCCCUAACUGGGAAUGUCCUGGCCCUUCUGGGCAGCGGAAGUGGUGAUGCAGCUGCCUCCUGGGUACUCCCAUUCACAGCCGGCGGAUUCAUCUACAUUGCAACGGUCAGUGUGAUCCCAGAACUCCUCGAGGGCAGCACAAAACUGGGUCAGUCGAUAAAGGAGAUUUCAGCACUCCUGGCCGGAGUCCUUCUCAUGGUUGUUAUAGCGAAUUUUGAGUAAAAAGAAGAAAGUUGAAUGGAAAUUCUCAAAUAAAAUCCACUUACACGAA